AUGAGCCAAGGGUUUGGGCAAACAGCGACGCCUGUUAGCGUCAUACGGGGUAUAAUUCAGCGAUAUCCAUACUCUCUAGGCCAGAUUUCAGAGAUAAAGCAGAACUCAGAGGAUGCAGGGGCGUCGGAACAGGUUUUCGUUCUCGACCACCGACAACAUCCAACAAAAUCGUUGUUUCACCCAGGACUGGCAUCAACCCAGGGACCAGCGCUGUUAGCGUACAACGAUGCCGAGUUCAACGAUAGCGACUGGCAUGCUUUGCAGUAUGCCCAUGAAUCAUCUAAAGUAGAUGAUAUAUCUAAAAUUGGCAAAUUUGGUGUCGGAUUCCGAUCCCUGUUCAAUAUUACGGACUGUCCUCAAAUCAUCUCCGGAAAUUACAUAGCAAUGUUUGACCCUUUAUCGACGUUUACUGGGUCGCCAGGAUUUAAAGAAAAUCUUUCGUCCAUGAUUACACAUUAUCCGGAUCAAUUGGCGCCCUUCCUCUUCUUUAUACACGAGGGGCGUAGAGACUUCAAGGGGACUGUCAUUCGUUGCCCGCUGAGGACUGAACCCAGCAAAAUCAGUUCGAAAGUUGUGCAGCCCGAAGAGCUUGCUUCAGAAAUUUUUUCCAAGUAUAUCGACAGAGAGCUCGCAAUAUCCCUUCUUUUCCUCCGGCACUUACGUUCGGUAAAAUUCCAUCAAGUUGAAGAGACAGGGAUGCACAAACGUUUAGCAACCCUCUCGGUGUCAGCGUCACACGUCAAUCAUGGGUUGGAAUGGGAAACAUAUCUUUUUACGACUACGAUUAAACGUGACUCGGACCCUUUGGUCAAAACCGAACAAUGGCGCAUUCUCCAAUGCUCGUUCUCAAAGGAUGAAGCCAUCAAGCUCCUUUCACAGACCUUUCCAGGAGAUGCCACUGAGAUCCUAAGAAACAACAAGCUAACGCCAAACAUUGGCAUUGCAUUCCCUUUGGAUGCGAAGUCCAGCACGGGGACAUCGGGUCAGCUUUUCAUGCAUCUGCCUUUACCGAUAUCCACAGGGUUCCCCGUGCAUAUUCAUGGAUUGUUUGCUAUCGAGGAAUCGCGACAGCACCUUGUCAACCCACAGACAGCAGGUAUCGUACAUGGAAGUGAUCGGCAUCUCACCAUCUUGUGGAAUCGCUUGUUGUUCGACCAUUAUAUCCCACAGGCAUGGAAGAUACUAAUCGAAAUUCUUAUUGAAAAGGACAACGUUCCAAAGGUCUUUGAUACUUGGCCACCCCCUCAGGGAUCUCCUACCAGUGGCGAGGGUGUCUACUGGAAUUUGAUGCCUCAGCGCGUCUUCGCUGCAAUAACCUCUUCCCUUUCGCAUGCCUGGCCACUAUAUCAGCACAGCCAAUCACCUUCGUUGAGCAUCGAGUACAAAACACUCGAUGUUGUUAUAUCCGCGGAACCAAAAACACCACUAGCAUUGCUGGAUGCCCUCACCGCUAUGGGGCUACAAUUUACCUGCCCGCCUCGAUAUAUUCAUGGCUUGAUUAAGAGCUCGGGCGGGUUCAGGUUCUUAUCCCCUGAGGAAGCCCACAAAUCACUACUCGAGAGAGAUACAAUACGGAUUGCUUCAAAAGGUGACAAGAAAAUAGUUAUCGAAUAUCUACUUUCCAGUGGGAAUGUGCAAAACCUUAUUGGUCUGCCCAUCAUCCCCGUCGUCGAUGAUCGUACAGUGUCCCUAUCUGCUAAGGGCAUCCCUGGAAUAAGGUCUUACACUAUGUUAAGUGAAGUCGAGUACAAUGUCUUCGGGGCAUGUGAUGAUGAGGCUAUUCCUUUGCAUUUCCUUCCUGUGAAAGCAGCGGAGAGUCUCCGAACUUUGGGACCGAUGCAUCUCAAUGUUGAAACACUUUCUAUACCCCGCAUCGUUGAAUAUCUCUCGAUCUACCCGAACAAGCUUGGACUAGACUUAUCCCUCCUCCGCACCGACCCUCGAGCUAUCAAGUGGCUUUCGGCGUUUUGGUUUUGGACCAGCACUUACGACCAGAAAGAAGAGCUGUUGAAAAGUGUCCGCGAUCUCUACCUCUUGCCAUCUACACAAGGCCUACGGAAGGUAAUGACGCCUUUAUUCAAAUCGCUUGGGGAACAUCCAAAAAUAGUUCGACAUCUAUCUUUGGUUGGCAUACCUUUCCUCGACGCAGACGUUAGCCACGUUUCUCAGAACAUCAUUGAAUCUCAUCAACUGGUUCGAAAAAUCUCAGACAUUCAUGCCCUUCUGGAAUCCUUGCCUCAACCAUCCCCUGGUGCUCGUGGGCCUACGUUUUCCGCGGAUACGUGCACUACCAUUCUAAGGCACGUGGUCGGGAAUGCCGCAGGGUGCGUCAUGCGAAAUGGCCCUUUCACUAUGGAGCACAUUGGCCGAUUGAAGGGCAUGCCAAUUUUUCCUAUUGCCACCUUCCCACCUUUGAACUCUGCAGGUAUUGUUGUUACCUGGGAUCAAAUACCACAUGAAGUAUCUUUGAGAGCAGUCGACAAUCCGCCUUUCUUGCCAAUAGUAGAAGGGGUAGCAUUUAUUCAGCUUGACACAAGUAUUUCAAAUCUUUUGGACUAUCUUGAGCCGGAUACGUCGAAACGAUUGUCAGUUAUUGACGUCCUUUCUUUGACGAUCAAACACUUUACUUCUCAGCCGGACCAUGUGAAGGUGGCCACCUUGUCCUACCUCAAUCGAUAUCGUAACCAUGUUCCCCCCAUAGUUUUUCAAACAUUACGCGACAUCAAGUUUGUCACUGUGAUGGACGGCUCGCAGCAGAAAGCCGUCGAUGUGGUGGACCCGAAAUCAAAAUUACACGCGCUUUACGUAUCCAGUCCGUCAUUCCAAGCGCGUGCGGUCUCAGACUCAGAGAAGAAGAUCGUCAGUCUGUUGCAAGAUUUGCGCAUGCUGCGCUCGGCCUUAACCACAGAAAUAGUACAGGAACGUAUCGAGCAUAUUUCUAGUUCAUUAUCCCCAGGUGCCAUCGAAGUCUCGAGGGCGUUGCUGAAUCUCAUUAUCAGCUCCCGCUUUGAUUGCUCGGGACUUCGACUUAAUCCCAAACAAAAAUGGCUACCAACCGAUAAAGGAUUGCGCGGUUAUGCAGAAUGCAGGGAUGGGAAUCUAACCAAUCCUAAUCUCUUUGAUCGAGUUUUGGAUACCAUGGACUCGUUCAAAAUUCCAUCGUCGUUGAUUCACGCUCUAGGAUGGGACGCCCCCCUUUCAAGAGAGGUUCUAAUCAACCAGCUCGAACGAGUCCUAACGGAGGAAGAUGGCAACUUUAUGAAAGUUCAUGAUAUCGUCAAAGAGCUCAGCACUCGCUCCUGCAACCCAACAGACUUUGCUGAGUUGAAAAGGGUAACUUCCGGGCGAAAGUGGGUACCAACCACUGAUAGUCAUCUUGUGGAAACGCAAAACGCCGUAUUUGUUGUCUCCAUUCCAGAAUCGGGCUUCUAUCAAGUGCUUUCUCUGGACAAAAAGAUGCGAGAAUUUUUGGAGCUGAUGGGCUGCCAGGAAAGUCCCACUACCGAAGCCAUUAUCGCUAAUCUAAAGGCCCUUCGAGAAGAGCCCCCCUCUUUGCAUAACCUCAGCAUGUCUCUUAACAUGCUACGAUCAUUGAAAUCUGACUUCACGGACGCUGAGCGUGCUCAAAUCCUCGUCCCUGACGCUUCAUGCCAGUUACUCCCGAUUGAGGAACUUUAUUUCAAUGACAUUGGUAGUCAUGCCAAUCUUGUGUCCUCUGGUGAUGACCGCAUUGCUCAUGAACUUUUGGAGGAGCCAUUAGCGAGGAAACUGGGAUUGAAUCGGUUAGGUUUGAAAUACGUCGACUUCAGUGAUUCAUACGUCGACAUGGGUCAACAUCUAGUCACUACUGUGCGCAACAAUCUAGAGCAGUAUAAAGAUAAACAGUUUGCCACAGAAUUCCUCGCAAACGCAGUUGACGCUGGUGCUACUCAAUUCUCACUGCUUGUCAAUUAUUACCACCCCAUUCUAGAUGAGAACAUCCGGGCACUCUCAGAUUCGAUGAUUCCGUUUUGUACCUCACCUACUUUGGUGGUGUAUAACAACUCAGUAUUCACAGAUUCUGAUUUUAUUGGUAUCCGGCGAACAGGGAUCGGAGGCAAGGAAGGGAAGGGAGAUACAAUAGGUCAAUUUGGACUUGGGGCACUUACGAUGUUCCAUUUCACCGAGAUGGCCAUCGUUGUAUCAAACUCGAGUGUAUUGUUUUUGAACCCUUCGAAAGAACACCUACCUAUCCGUGAUCAGGCAUCAUUAAUGCUACCUCUCAAGCGUGUUCGGGAGUAUUAUCCCAGUCAUCUUGCUUGCGUGGAUGGUUUAUUCGGUUUCGGAAUCGCGAACGAAGGAUCAUUCCAAGGGACCAUAUUUAUCCUUCCCCUUCGUAAUAGUCGACACUUGAAAGGAAUUGAAACCAAGGCCAUAUCUCAACGCACUUACACAGCCGAGGAUAUCAACCACAUCCUACAAGACUUUAGACGCUCAGCAAUUGAUGGCUGCUCGGCAAGCGAGUGUUUACUUUUUACCGGAAUUGAUACUAUCACCAAGCUCAACCGCAACGCUAUGGGGGAUUUAGAAGAGUCAUGGUCUGUUUCUGCCCAUCGUAGCGAGGAAGAAGUUGAACCGGAUACUGGAUUCUCCUGCGCCCAAGUUAACAUCACUGACAGUGAGGGCAGUACUUCAACUUGGCAAACCGUCAAGACGUCUGUGGCAAAGUCAAGUAUACCCCAUGAUAUCCUCACACCCAUCUUAUCUACAAGUAGACCAAGACUGCCUGCUUUGGCAGGUCUUGCAGUUUUAAGAAACGCAACUUCUCAUAGUCCACAGCCUCACAGGUUUUUUUCGACUCUACCUCUAAGUCUUCAAACAUCACUCCCAGCGCAUGUAAUGGCUUCUUUUCUAUUAUCCCCCGAUAGGCGAAGCAUACGGCUUGAUGUACUAGAGAAUAAGUUCAACACAUGGCUUCUCUCUAACGUCAUCCCACCAUUGUACCUCUGCUUACUUCAAAAAUUGCUUCUAUCACACGACACCAAUAAAUCUUGGUGGCCAGGACUGCCUCGUCAUCAAACGGAGGACCCAUAUUCUCGAUUAAUUAUCGACUCCUUUUACUCAAAUCAUCUUAAAGAGUCUCAUCGACAAGUGUUACGCAGCGCAUAUGAUCCAGAAAUACGGCUUACACCUCAGGAAGCUGUUCUUUCUGGGGAAGAACCGGCCAGCGUUGAGAGGUUGUUAUCCUUACUUCGCCCAGCUACAGUUGCAAAACCUUCAAAAAGUAUAUUUCAAUUGAUGAAGAAAUCAAGUCUUUCCGUUGUAUCUCCGGAAUUUGUGAAAGCUGAAAUCGUACGAGCCGCGUCUUCUGGGAUCCUCUCCCCCAGUCUCUCCCGUUUCCAAGAUAUUGAAGAAAUCAUUGCGUAUUUUCUUGGCGACCAAAUGGAUGGAGUGGCAAAUAUGCAUGGUGCUCCUAUACUUCCUCUUGAAAGCGGCACCCUCGGCACUCUACAAAGUCGCAGUAAUGCUUCGUUCAAUUUCUAUGCAUGGAUGCCGAAAACGCCAUCCACGCACCACAAUUUCCCUCAACAGUACUUUGUUCAUCCACAACUUAAAAGGAAGCUAAAAGAAGUAUUAUUGAAGAUUGACGUUAAUGUCGCUAUUCUUAAUACUGAGUCACUCAGCAUGUUUAUUUCGGCCAAAUUCCCUUUGCCACUAUCAUUUCCCUUCGAGGCUUCCCCAGAGCUCUCAGAUUGGAUCGGCGACUUCUGGGAAACUUGGGACGAGUACAACCACCUCGGUCUUGUCACAGAUGACAUAUCCAACCUUCCUCUGGUACCACUUGUUCGCAAUAAUUGGUUCGCUUCUUUAUCGAGCUGUAAAGACGUGUCGACUUUGCUGGUGGAUGGUAAUACCGAGCAGUACGAACUCAUACGGAUGUUUCUUGCCCGCCUGGGUUUAAACAUCGUCCGAGUAUCAGAUAAUGGCAUUCCCCCCUCUCUAAUGGACAUAUUCCGCAACGACGGCUAUCCGAUGUUCAACCUCGAAAAUGUAUUGAAGGCUCUUCCAGGACCUUUACAAAGUAACAUAACGGAGAUCGUAUUAGAUAUGCCUCCCGACGUGCAAGACGCUUUUGCGAACUGGGUUCGUCGUAGUAUCGACCAUGAAUUACCUCCAGAGCUCCAACCAGUAGCGCAGAGACUCCCGCUGUGGAUUGGCGCCCGUUCUGGAUCAGCAGAGGAACUGUGCACAGCUUCAGAUGUUUAUAUGUUACCAGAGGGUCUUCCCUUGACUAUUGCAGGACCUUUUAUGAGAGUAUAUGUGGCUGAAUAUGGCGCCCUUCGUUUCUUGAACGGCCCUCGUAUUGACUACGACCAGCUCAGGGAGAUGUUAAUCCUUCCUGAUAUUUUAUCACCUCAGGACCUGCAGUCUUACCGACAACUUCUGGAAACAUGGCUACCUCGAUUGGUCCCUUCUUAUAGCACUGUCAUCCCAGUUCCGAACUGCAACUCUAUAACUCGAGAUUCAAACGUAUUGUACGCCAGAGAACCUCUGUUUGAGGCGGUAUUUGGUCUUCAUUCAGAUCGUUUUAUACACCCUGAAUUUCAGCAACUCGAUCAGGCACUGCAGAAAUAUGGUCUUAAAUCUGAGAGCAGCCUCAACUUUGAAAGCUUUCUUGAAUGUGCAGAGGUUCUCGACGCUAUGAGCGAAGAGGAUGAGGAGGAUAAAGCAAACAGAGCUUCUAUUCUUUUCGAAGCGUACGGAGAAAUCCUGCCUAUGCGUGUCCCAGCAAACAGGGAAGAUCUUUGGCAUGAUCUAGAUGAAUAUGCGUUUAUUCCGAGAGACAUGUCCGCUCGUCGCCUGCUUCCUAACGAGGACACCCGACUCCCUGGUUUGAAUCUCCCGUCAAAUGUGACCGCACUGGGGCGAGUUGUAACUCCAUCUGAUCUUGUAAGAAAAGAGUACGAGUCUGUAGCGUGGAGCCAAAGGGCAAGCUUUGCCAAUCAACCUCACCAGAGAGUUAUUAUGGCGUACCCCAAACUGGGCCAACCGAGCGUCACAGAAGUUAUAGCACACAUUCAUUUUCUAACUCGUUUGGAGAACUUGUCGUCCUCACAGCGCCGCAUCGUUAUACAUGAUGUGAAGGAGUCAUACCGGUUUCUCAACGAACAAGUGAUAACAGCGGGUCAAUCUGUCAUCCCACCUGACACCCAACACCAGCAUAUAUUCCUCAAUGUAAAUGACCAAGAUUUAGACGAAUGGAUAUGGGACUGCGCUGAGCAGCUGGUAUUUGAAAAGCAAGAUAUUGAUGCUCACAUUCGGCAUGUUCGUAGAUUUCUCCUUCCGUAUGAAGAACUGCUACGCGCCGCAGGGGCGGUGGAUGUUUUCCAUCCACAAUAUCCGUCGAGUCAGACACCCGCCAGCUCUAGCUCCAAGUUGGAACUGCUUCGCGCGGGGUUCCAAAAAUUAAGAGAGGAUAGCAAGCUGUUUGAUGUCGUAUUCGUCAUUGGAGAUCUUAGUGAUCCCAGCGCGGAACGUUUAGUAGGCCACAGAAGCUUUUUGGCUGUUUGCAGCGAAUACUUCAACGAUCGCUUCUGCGGAGGAUUCAAGGAAGCUAAGGCUGCAUCCUCUGAAGAACCAAUUCUGUGUGACGUUUCGGAUUAUUCCGCAGACUGUGUUCGUGCGGUUCUAGACUACAUCUACAAGGGAACCCACCCAGACGUUGAAAGUCUUCCGAUUGAACAUGUUCUAGAUAUCAUGCAGCUGUCGAGCUAUUGGACACUUGCCGAGUUAUUUGAGGAUAUUCAAAGAGAGAUAACGAACAAGGUUCUUAAACCGCAGCUUAUUGAGCAAGUCAAAUUAGCGGCAUUGAAAGCGGAUGCAGAGAAUCUCUACCGAAGUUGCCAGGAGUACGAAGACAGAAAUGCAACCUUGAUGCACAAGGCAACCUGA
Molecule: messenger RNA, 7932 nt
Organism: Psilocybe cubensis
Lineage: Eukaryota; Fungi; Basidiomycota; Agaricomycetes; Agaricales; Agrocybaceae
Exons: 13
Coding region: 1-7932 (2643 amino acids)
Molecular function (GO): Hsp70 protein binding
Source: RefSeq, a predicted model, not a curated record